ACCUGAGCGAGUGUGGUCUGAAGCCACGGCCGUGCAAACACAGGUGCAUGAACACAUACGGCAGCUACAAGUGCUACUGCCUCAAUGGCUACAUGCUGAUGCCUGACGGGACCUGUGGAAAUACCCGUACCUGUGGCAUGGCCAACUGCCAGUACGGCUGUGAGGUGCUGAAGGGAGAGGUGCGCUGCCAGUGCCCGUCGCCAGGGCUUCAGCUGGCGCCGGAUGGAAGAACCUGUGUGGAUGUGGACGAGUGUGCAACCGGCAUGGCCAUGUGUCCCCGGUUCCGUAAGUGCAUCAACACCUUCGGGAGUUACAUCUGCAAGUGUCACGAGGGCUUCGACCUGCAAUACAUCAACGGGAAGUACCAGUGCGUAGAUGUGGAUGAGUGCUUCUCAGGCCAAAACCACUGCAACAGUUUCGCCACCUGCUAUAACACGCCUGGCUCCUACAAGUGCAAGUGCAAAGACGGCUACAGGGGGAUGGGCCACGACUGUAAAC
Molecule: messenger RNA, 498 nt
Organism: Coregonus clupeaformis (lake whitefish)
Lineage: Eukaryota; Metazoa; Chordata; Actinopteri; Salmoniformes; Salmonidae
Product: nephronectin-like
Exons: 4
Molecular function (GO): calcium ion binding
Source: RefSeq, a predicted model, not a curated record